AUGAGCCCCCGUCUCUCGUGCCCACCCCAGGGAAGAAGCCGCAGCCCCAGUGCCGUGGGACGCAGCUUCCUGCCUGGGGUACAGGAGGCACUGGGGAUGCCGGGCCCGGAGCAGCAGCGUGGCCGCAGGCAGCAGCGGGGGCUGCGCAGGAAGGACGAGCAUUUGCAUCCCCGGCCCUGCCAGCUCCCCACCGCCGCCGUCUGCUCCCGUGCCCCGGCCAAGCUCGGCAGGGGCAGCUCCUGCGGCUCCUCCGUUUGCCAGAGCCACCUCGGGCUCUCCUGCAUCCCUCCCCAGGGCCGGCAGCGGGGGCAGCGCAGGCAGGGACCAGCUCCUCACUUCAGAGGCAACGGAGCCCAGGAGGGAGUGCAGGGGACAGGAGAAGAGCCCGCUCUGGCCGGGUUUCGGAAACCAAAAGCCUCGUCCUCUCCUGCGGGACCCAGCGCCCCAGGGUCAGACCCAGAACCAUCGCCACACCUAGUGCGGUGCUCCAUGACCACCGGCAUGGCACAGGCCACACGCUCUCGCUCGGCCCCGACCCCGGCACUCACCGCCCGCCGCCGGGACCGCUCCCGCCGCUGCCCACCGCAACCUGUUACCUUCGCUCAGGCCCCGCCCCCGAGCCCGCCCAUUGGUCAGCGCCGCGCCAGGCCGCGCCCAGGGGCGGAGUCAGGCACACCAACAGCCCCGCCCCAGGAGGGCGAUCACGUGGUCACCUGGCACCCCCCGGCAGGGCGCCGCCAUCUUGCUGAGGGAGCGGCACCGUCGCGGUCCCGAAACGCCGCGCCCGCCCCCGGGAUGGGCCCGGGGUCUCGGUGUUUCGGGCAUGGCACCGGGACCCGCGGGCCUGCGGCGGGGAGCGGGGCCAGGCCCUGGGGGGCGGCCUCGGGAGACUUCCGCCACGCACAAGAUGGCGCCCGGGCCCGCCCUCCCUCACGGCUCUGA
Neopsephotus bourkii (Bourke's parrot) is the source of this 942-nucleotide messenger RNA. Its product is annotated as basic salivary proline-rich protein 2-like. The transcript has 3 exons. The record is from RefSeq and is a predicted model, not a curated record. Bases 1 to 942 code for a protein of 313 amino acids. NCBI's taxonomy places the organism in Eukaryota, Metazoa, Chordata, Aves, Psittaciformes, Psittacidae.